This is a messenger RNA of Magnolia sinica, 1827 nucleotides long. RefSeq names its product apyrase 2-like. Gene Ontology annotation, molecular function: nucleoside diphosphate phosphatase activity. The record is from RefSeq and is a predicted model, not a curated record. The transcript has 10 exons. The coding region runs from base 93 to 1511 and encodes 472 amino acids. Gene Ontology annotation, cellular component: membrane. Gene Ontology annotation, biological process: nucleoside diphosphate catabolic process. Lineage: Eukaryota; Viridiplantae; Streptophyta; Magnoliopsida; Magnoliales; Magnoliaceae.
UGGAGCUUCGAGAAGAGCGUCAUUCCCUCGAGGCUCCCGUCAGCUGCAAUUUGAAUUUAUAGCUCCCCUUCACUACUCCUUCCCCACCCAACAUGAUGAAGCGAACCCGACUAGAUGAAUAUGUCAUCUCCCGCCUCUGCCCGAUUGUCAUCCUUAUCUCUCUUCUCCUCCUCCUCCUCAUCCAAUCCACCAACACAGACGCCCAAGUCCUCACAACUCGCAAAGCCGCUGCCCCCAGUCGGCGUGGAUCCAAAGCCUACACUGUCAUCUUCGAUGCCGGGAGUACCGGGAGCAGGGUCCAUGUCUUCUGCUUCGACCACAACUUGGAUCUCAUUCCCGUUGGAAAUGAACUCGAGUUCUACAGUCAGGUAAAACCAGGUUUGAGCGCGUAUGCCAAGAACCCCCAAGAAGCUGCAUAUUCGCUCAAGUCUCUUUUGGUGGAAGCUGAAAGUGUGGUUCCCCCAAAUUUGCAUCCUAAAACACCAGUUAGAGUUGGGGCAACUGCUGGCCUUAGGUCAUUGGAAGGUGACACGGCUGAUAGGAUUUUGCAAGCGGCUGCAGUUCAGUGGCAUACGGGGGGUGUUUCAACAUUGAGGUCUCGGGUCAGGGAUUUUCUCAAAGACAACAGCUCAUUGAAAUUCAGACCGGACUUGGUCACUGUUCUGGAUGGAUCUCAGGAAGGCACCUUUCAAUGGGUUACCAUCAACUAUCUAUUAGGGAAUUUGGGAAACAGAUACUCAAACACAGUUGGAGUAGUUGACCUUGGAGGUGGGUCUGUUCAAAUGGCAUAUGCUAUCUCAGAAAAAGCUGCUGAAAAGUCUCCAAAAACAACAGAUGGGAAGGAUUAUGUGAAGGAUAUUACUCUUAAGGGAACCAAAUAUCACCUUUAUGUUCACAGUUACUUGAACUAUGGUUUAUUAGCAGCUCGAGCUGAGAUAUUCAAGGCUGUGGGGGCCUCUGAUAAUCCAUGCAUUUUGGAUGGUUAUCAUGGGUCUUAUAGAUACGGCGGAUCGGUGUAUGAUGUGUCGGCUUCACAUUCUGGAUCCAGCUUUAUCAAAUGCAGGAGGGCUGCUGUCAAUGCUCUCAAAGUUAACAAAUCAAUAUGUACGCACAUGAAUUGCACAUUUGGAGGUGUAUGGAACGGUGGUGGUGGAGCUGGGCAGAAAAACCUAUUUGUAGCCUCCUUUUUCUUUGACAUAGCUGGCGAGGUUGGUUUCAUAGAUCGUAAGCAGCCGACUGCCAAAGCUAAACCUGCAGACUUUCGGAAUGCAGCCAAACAUGCUUGUAAAGUGAGUUUCCAGAAUGCUAAAGCUACAUAUCCGCUUGCUGAGGAGGGCGACUUGCCUUACCUAUGCAUGGACCUUGUAUAUCAGUACACAUUGCUCAAAGAUGGAUUUGGUCUCGAUCCAUUGCGAGAGAUCACGCUGGUAAAGGACGUGAAGUACAAGGAUUACCUGGUUGAAGCGGCAUGGCCACUAGGUAGCGCCAUUGAUCUCGUAUCAUCAUAUUAGUGCAUGGGCCAUGCCAUGCAGCAUCAAUGCCCGACAUGGGCAGUGUUUAGUUUGGCUUUAGCAACAGCUGGUUCACGGCACAGCUUUUCAUUAAUAAUUUGCUUGUGACCUUUACCAUAGUAUUUCAGAACUCGAGCGUACUAGUCAAUUGAUCUGCUAUAUAUAAUUUAAGAUUACUAGUCAAUUGAUCUGCUAUAUAUAAUUUAUGUGAUUGGCCAUUUUCUCUGAGUGAGGUGGAAACAAAGAGAUGAGAUUUGAUUAUACAUUGUAAUCUUUUGGAGGUAAAAUCAAAGAUUGUUAUUGAUUAAUUCCUCAA